Oppia nitens is the source of this 424-nucleotide messenger RNA. Its product is annotated as 6-pyruvoyl tetrahydrobiopterin synthase-like. NCBI's taxonomy places the organism in Eukaryota, Metazoa, Arthropoda, Arachnida, Sarcoptiformes, Oppiidae. The annotation marks the transcript as partial. The transcript has a single exon. The record is from RefSeq and is a predicted model, not a curated record. Gene Ontology annotation, cellular component: mitochondrion.
AAUGAAUCGCUUGUAUACCUGACCCGUAUCGAGACGUUUAGUUCAGCCCAUAGUAUGAACAGUCGACUACUGGAUCAGCAAACAAAUGUGAAAACUUUCGGUAAAUGUAAUCAAAUUCACGGCCAUAACUAUCGGAUAGAGUUGACUGUUAAGGGAUCAGUAGAUCCCGUAACCGGUUUUCUGAUGAAUAUCAAUGAACUUAAGGAACUGAUGGACGAGACUAUAUUGAAACCGUUUGAUCAUAAACUCAUUGAUAGAGAUAUACCCGAUUUUUUUGACAAUAAUAUUGUGUCGACUGCCGAAAAUAUUGUGGUCUACAUAUGGAAAGCCGUUUCCCAGAGAUUGCCUACAAAUAUUUUAUUACAUAAAAUCAAAUUGUAUGAAACAGAUAAAAAUGUUGUCACCUAUUUUGGCUGAUACUACU